CAAGUAUUUGCUAAAGUACAAUAGAUUAAAAUACACAAAAUGUAUAGAAAAAUGGUAUCCUAUAUAUUGGUUAAAUCCAUACACAAAAACCUCUAACGUUCACUCUUGCCAAGUGCCACAUUGAGGCCAACUUAGUUGAUUCUUUCACUACAAAAUCAUGUUUUUCUCUUCCUCCUCAUCACCUUCUCCCUUCACUUUCUUGCUUAUUAUCUUGAUUCUAUUUAUAGCUUGUGUUGAUUUUAUCUACACAACUCCAUCCAAGAUUGGCCAAGGUUACAAGUUGAUCUCCAUACAAAAAUCACCAGAUGGAGGCCUCAUAGGUCACCUCCAAGUCAAGGAGAAGAACAAUAUUUAUGGACCAGAUAUUCCAAAUUUGCAGCUCUAUGUUAAGCAUGAGACAGAGGAUCGUUUGAGAAUUCACAUAACCGACGCAGAGCAACAGAGGUGGGAGGUGCCUUACAACUUAUUACAAAGAAGUACACCCCAAUCGUUGAAACAAAAUGUUGGUAGAUCAAGAAAGAGCCUUUUUCCACCAGCAGAAUCAGAAUAUUCAGGGAGUGAGUUAAUAUUCAGUUAUAAAAAUGACCCUUUCAGUUUUUCUGUGAAAAGAAAAUCAAAUGGACAGACCCUUUUCAAUUCCAUCUCUGAUGAUUCAGACCCAUAUAGCAAUUUGGUAUUUAAAGACCAAUAUCUUGAAAUAUCCACAAAAUUGCCUAAAGACGCUUCUUUAUAUGGCCUUGGUGAAAAUACACAGCCCCAUGGUAUUAAAAUUUACCCAAAUGACCCUUACACUUUGUACACAACUGAUGUAUCAUCUCUUAAUCUUAAUGUGGAUUUGUAUGGGUCCCAUCCUAUGUAUAUGGAUUUGAGAAAUGUGAAUGGAGAAGUAAAUGCUCAUGCAGUUUUGUUGCUUAAUAGCAAUGGGAUGGAUGUGUUUUACAGGGGAGAUUCUUUAACUUACAAAGUUAUUGGGGGUGUUUUGGACUUUUACUUCUUUUCUGGUCCCACACCUCUUGCUGUUGUUGAUCAAUAUACUUCCUUCAUUGGUAGACCUGCUCCAAUGCCUUACUGGUCUUUUGGAUUCCAUCAAUGCAGAUGGGGUUACCACAAUUUAUCAGUAAUAGAGGAUGUUGUUGAGAACUACAACAAAGCCAACAUCCCUCUUGAUGUGAUCUGGAACGAUGAUGACCACAUGGAUGGUAAAAAAGAUUUCACCCUCAACCCUGUCAACUAUCCUCGUCCGAAUUUGCUAGCAUUCUUGGAGAAAAUUCAUGCCCGAGGCAUGAAGUACAUUGUUAUCGUUGAUCCUGGAAUCGGAGUCAAUAACACUUAUGGUGUUUACCAAAGAGGUAUAGCCAACGACGUCUUCAUCAAAUACGAAGGCAAGCCUUAUUUAGCUCAAGUAUGGCCCGGUGCUGUCAAUUUCCCGGAUUUUCUCAACCCAAAAACGGUUGAUUGGUGGGGUGAUGAAAUUAAGAGAUUUCAUGAACUUGUGCCUGUUGAUGGACUCUGGAUUGAUAUGAAUGAAGUGUCCAACUUUUGUUCGGGUUUGUGCACGAUUCCCGAUGGCAGGAUUUGUCCUAAUGGGACCGGUCCGGGUUGGAUUUGUUGCCUUGAUUGCAAAAACAUAACGAGUACUAAAUGGGAUGAUCCGCCUUACAAGAUUAAUGCUAGUGGAAUAGAAGCACCAGUUGGUUACAAAACGAUAGCCACUAGCGCGGUUCACUAUAACGGAGUUAGGGAAUAUGAUGCUCAUAGCAUUUACGGGUUUUCUCAAUCGAUUGCAACUCACAAGGCGCUCCAAGGACUCGAGGGAAAACGUCCGUUUAUAUUGUCCCGUUCCACGUUUGUUGGUUCGGGACAUUAUGCUGCACACUGGACAGGGGAUAACAAAGCAACUUGGGAUGAUUUGAGAUAUUCAAUAUCUACAAUGCUGAAUUUUGGCUUGUUUGGUGUUCCUAUGGUUGGUUCGGAUAUAUGUGGAUUCUAUCCAGCGCCUACGGAAGAGCUUUGCAACCGUUGGAUUGAAGUUGGAGCGUUUUAUCCAUUCUCAAGGGAUCACGCGAACUACUACUCCCCUAGACAAGAACUUUACCAAUGGGAAAGCGUGGCUGAAUCAGCUCGAAAUGCAUUAGGAAUGAGAUAUAAAUUGCUUCCAUAUUUCUACACUUUGAACUAUGAGGCACAUAAUACCGGGGCCCCAAUUGCUCGUCCGCUCUUCUUCUCUUUCCCAAAUCAACCAGAGCUUUACGACGUGAGCACACAAUUUUUACUAGGAAGCAGUGUCAUGGUCUCACCGGUGUUGGAACAGGGGAAAACAGAGGUGAAAGCUCUGUUUGCUCCGGGCACGUGGUAUAAUUUAUUCGAUAUGACACAAGCGAUUGUCACAAAAAAAAUACAAUACAUCACACUAGCUGCCCCUCUAAAUGUGGUGAACGUACAUUUGUUCCAAAACGCCAUAAUAGCGAUGCAACGCGGUGGAAUGAUAUCAAAAGAAGCAAGAAUGACGCCUUUUACCCUCAUAGUGACCUUCCCAUCAUCGGGGACGAAUGAUGUGGAAGCUAAAGGGAAUAUUUUCCUCGAUGAUGAUGAACUUCCAGAGAUGAAAUUAGGAAACGGGUACUCAACAUAUAUCGAUUUCCAUGCAACAAGAAGUAAUGGAACAGUGAAGCUGUGGUCAGAAGUGCAAGAAGGCAAGUUUGCAUUGGAUAAAGGCUGGUUCAUUGAGAAGGUUAUAGUUUUAGGCACAAAUGGCACAGAUGGAGCAUUUGAAAUUUACGUCGAUGGACAGCCGAUUGAAGAUACCUCGAAAGUGAAGUAUAGUACAGCAGAACACAAGUAUACAUACAAUUUGGAGGAUGAAGGACAUACUAGGAAGAGUAUGAUGAUGGAUAUUCAUGGACUGGAAUUGCCUUUAGGGAAGAACUUUGUUAUGUCCUGGAAAAUGUGAAGACCCAUCUUUUUUAUAGAAAUAGGCAAAUAGAAUCAAGUACUAGACCGUAGUAUUGUAAGAGUUGUCAUUAUUCUGUUCUUGAUAAAUCCAGUGAAGUUUUUAAA
Lycium ferocissimum is the source of this 3057-nucleotide messenger RNA. Its product is annotated as alpha-xylosidase 1-like. The transcript has 3 exons. The record is from RefSeq and is a predicted model, not a curated record. Gene Ontology annotation, molecular function: carbohydrate binding; hydrolase activity, hydrolyzing O-glycosyl compounds. Gene Ontology annotation, biological process: carbohydrate metabolic process. Lineage: Eukaryota; Viridiplantae; Streptophyta; Magnoliopsida; Solanales; Solanaceae. Bases 158 to 2950 code for a protein of 930 amino acids.